Molecule: messenger RNA, 2951 nt
Organism: Stegodyphus dumicola
Lineage: Eukaryota; Metazoa; Arthropoda; Arachnida; Araneae; Eresidae
Product: spectrin beta chain-like
Cellular component (GO): spectrin
Molecular function (GO): structural constituent of cytoskeleton; actin binding; phospholipid binding
Source: RefSeq, a predicted model, not a curated record
AUGAUAUUCAAGAAGCAGAGGUGCUCUGGCCGACCUACUGAUGUUGAUGAGCUGAAAGAAAGGGAUGCAAAACUUGAAGAAGCUGGUGAUCUUCACCGUUUCCUGAGGGAUCUAGACCAUUUCCAGGCUUGGUUAACAAGAACACAAACUGAUGUUGCUUCCGAAGAUACCCCUUCCAGUCUUACAGAAGCUGAGAACCUCAUCACUCAACAUCAGCAGAUCAGAGAAGAGAUUGAUAACUAUACUGAGGAUUAUAACAACAUGAUGGAAUAUGGAGAAAAAAUAACCAGAGAUCAAACUGAUGCUCAGUACAUGUUCCUCAGAGAGAGAUUACGAGCUCUUCAAGAUGGGUGGACUGAACUUCUUCAGAUGUGGGAGAAUAGGCAAAUGGUUUUAUCUAAUAGUCUGGAUCUCCAAAUAUUUAUGAGAGAUGCAAAACAAGCAGAAGUUUUGCUUAAUCAACAGGAGCAUUAUUUAUCAAAAGAUGAAACUCCAACCAACUUGGAGCAAGCUGAAUGUCUCAUUAAACAGCAUGAAACAUUUCUUACCACUAUGGAAGCAAAUGAUGAGAAAGUCAAUGCUGUAAUCCAAUUUGCUCAAAGAUUAUGUGAGGAUGGUAAUUUUGCUGCAGACAAAAUUCACAAAAAAGCUGAAAAUAUGGCUGAAAGGUGUAAUGCAAAUCAUGAACGAGCAGCCCAACGCAUGGAAAAAUUAAAAGAUCAGUUACAACUUCAUCAUUUCCUGCAGGACUGCAAGCAGCUCUCUGAAUGGACUCAGGAGAAAUAUAUUACAGCACAAGAUGACACAUACCGUAGUGCAAAAACUAUUCAUAGCAAAUGGACUAGACAUCAGGCAUUUGAAGCUGAAGUUGCUGCUAACAAAGAACGCCUGAGAAAGCUUCAACAGAGUGGAGAAGAACUUGUAGUUGAGAAAAGGGAAUGGGCAUCCACUAUUUAUCCCCAGCUUCAAGAACUUGAGCAGCAGUUUGAAGCAUUAGAAAAUGCUACAAAAGAAAAGGGAGAAAGGCUAUUUGAUGCAAACCGUCAAGUUCUUUAUAUGCAAACUUGUGAUGAUAUUGAUAAUUGGAUCACAGAACUGGAAAAUCAAGUUUUGACAGCUGAAACAGGGCAAGAUCUUACUAGUGUCAAUCUGAUUUUACAAAAACAGCAGGCUGUUGAGACACAAAUGGCUUUGAAAGCAAAGCAGGUCACAGAGUUGGAAAACCAAGCACAAUACUUAGAACAAAUGGUACCAGAAAAAACUGAUGAAAUUGAAUUUAAAAAGGCCUAUGUUGAAGAGAGAUUCAAACGUUUGCAAGCUCCCUUGACAGAACGCAAAAAGCAGUUGAUGAAGAAGAAAGAGGCCUAUCAGUUUUGCCGAGAUACAGAAGAUGAAAAAUUGUGGAUUCAAGAAAAGAUGCCUUUAGCUACAUCAUCUGAAUAUGGUAAUAGUCUUUUUGGUGUCCAGAUGCUAAAGAAGAAAAAUCAAUCACUUCAAACUGAAAUAGACAACCACGAGCCAAGAAUAGUAUAUGUUUGUGAUAAUGGAAAUAAACUAAUUAGUGAAAACCAUGAAGAUUCUGCAAAAUUUAAGCGUCUUAUUUCCGAACUUCAAUGUUUGUGGUUGGAAUUGAAGAGUGCUCUGCAGUACCGCCGUAUUAAAUUAGAAGAAUCAGAAAAAGCACAACAGUAUUUCUUCGAUGCAUCUGAAGCAGAAUCUUGGAUGAGUGAACAAGAGCUCUAUAUGAUGUCAGAAGACAAGGGCAAGGAUGAAAUAAGUGCCCAAAACUUGAUGAAGAAACAUGCUAGUUACGAAAAUGAAAUUGACAAUUACCAUGAAACUGUUAUGCAACUUGGAGACAUAGCCAAACAAUUAGUUGCUACUAAGCAUCCUAAAAGUGAUGAGAUUAUUUUGAGGCAAGCUCAGCUAGAUAAGUUGUAUAGUGGACUGAAAGAUCUUGCAUUGGAAAAGCGUAAGAAACUGGAGGAGGCUUUGCAGUUGUUUGGUCUCAACAGAGAAGUUGAUGAUCUGAUGCAGUGGAUAGCAGAGAAAGAAGUAAUAGCUGGAUCUCAAGAACUGGGGCAAGAUUAUGAUCAUGUUACUAUGCUUCGAGCUCGAUUCAAAGACUUUGCAAAGGAAACAGAAUCGAUUGGUCGAGAGCGAGUAUCUAAAGUGAAUUUCCAUGCAGAUAAAUUAAUAACUGCACACCAUGCAGACAGUGCUACUAUUGCUGAAUGGAAAGACAUGCUUAAUGAAGCUUGGGCUGACCUGCUUGAACUCAUACAAACUAGAACACAAAUGCUUAAUGCUUCUUGGAAACUGUACAGAUUUUUCUAUGAUUGUGCAGAUGUGUUAAGCCGAAUUGCGGAAAAACAAAAUUCUAUGCCUUAUGAACUUGGUCGAGAUGCUGUUAGUGUUUCCAGUCUGCAGAGAAAGCACAUCGGUUUUGAACAUGACCUUCAAACUUUAGGAUCAGCAGUACAACAAAUACAAGAUGAUGCUGUAAAGUUCAGUUCUAUAUAUGCAGGCGAUCGAGCAAAUGAAAUCAGCAGUAAAGUUUCAGAAGUUGUUAAUGCUUGGCAAAAACUUCUACAUAUGUGUGAGACAAGAAGAGAGAAACUGGCUGACACUGGUGAUCUUUUCCGUUUCUUAAACAUGGUGAGAGAUCUAAUGCAGUGGAUGGAAGAAACUGUUAGACUGAUGAAUACUUCAGAAAAGCCAAGAGAUGUUUCUGGUGUAGAACUAUUAAUGAACAACCACCAGAGUUUAAAAGCUGAAAUUGACACCAGGGAAGAUAACAUAUCUGUCUGCAUUAAUCUGGGCAAAGAAUUACUUGCUAGAAAUCAUUAUGCUUCAAAUGAGAUUAAAGAAAAACUUCUUUCACUAACCACCCAACGAACUUUAAUGAUGGAUCGCUGGGAAGAGAGAUGGGAGCAUUUGCAACUUAGUAA